AAAGGAAGAAAAAUUAGCCGACACAAAAGCAAGUAAGAAGUCCAGGAACCUAUUUAUCAGCCUGACCGCCACAUAACUGCUACAAGCCUCUAAUCUCCAUCAUUUUUAUCCAUUCAGUUUUUGUGAAUGUGAUCAUCUCCUUCAUCAAACAGUUUUCAUUUAGAGAAUUAAGUGACUUAUCUGUUAGCGUUAGAUAAUGAAGUGGGGAAGAAAGAAGCCCUCUUCUUUUUCUUUGAUCUCUCAUGUCUUUCCCAUUUCAUGGCUUUCCAAGUUCAAGCGAAAGAGUAGAGAUGUGGAACCAAAACCAGGUAAAGUGAAGCACGUUGAGGCUAAGUGGAAUUCAUGUGGUAAUGCCAGAGGAGGAGGUAGAUUCUACGGUGGGGAAGGUGAUGAUUUCUGGAAAUUAUCAUUUGGCGAAGAGGGUGUUGAGGGGAAGAGUAGUACGAGUGUUUUAACCUCAGUUUGGUAUAAUUCUGACAAUGAGUUUGAUGUUCCGCCUUCAACUUGGCAGAGUUCUGGAUCAAAAGCUACAACAUUAAUGGGAAAAGAAGAGAUUCAGAUGUUUGACAACUUGAGUUUGAAUUCAAAGAAGAUUAGAGACUCAUCAACCAAUGCAGAGAUUUUUCCUCGCAUGGAUGCAUGUAAAACUGAAGUACAUGAAGCAAUUAUCAUGACACCUAGAGUGAAAACUGAAAAGACAUUGAAGAGAAAUCCAAAAGUUUCAAGGGGUUCAUGUGAAAGAGAAGAGAAAUCAAGAAAAUCAAUUCAAAAAGACAACUUGGAAUUUGAACAGUUAAGAACAAUUCAAAUGAUGCAGAGACAGAAUUGCAAGUUAAUGAGUGCUUAUUUAGAGAAGCGGCAUCAUCACUCUUCAAGAAUGUCGAAAAAUUGUAAUCCCAUCGCUGAAGAAGAUAGUGUAUUUGCAGCAGGGAGUUUAAAUGGAAAUUAUGGAACCUCUUCAAAGAAAAUGAGUUCAGACUGGGAAGAAUUGAAACGGAUGAAGAUAAAAGAGCUAAAAUCAAAGAAUGAGAAGCAGGGGAAAUCUAUGGACACAAGCAGAGAAGUACAGAAAAAAAGAAUGAAACAGAGUAGCAAGGUGAAAGUUUCCUCUCCAAGAAUCAAGGCACUUGAGGACAUGAAGAAAGCCAAACUGAGGAUGAGUAAGGGAAAAGAGAAAACAAUGGAGCGAAGAACAAACCUAGAGAGCUUUGCUGUGGUGAAAACAUCAUUUGAUCCUCAAAAAGACUUUCAAGACUCGAUGAAUGAGAUGAUCAUGGAGAAAAAGAUCAGCCAGCCAGAAGAACUCGAAGAGCUCUUGGCAUGCUAUCUGACAUUGAAUUCUGAUGAAUACCAUGAUCUCAUCAUCAAGGUUUUCCGGCAGGUAUGGUGUGAGAUGAACCAGGCCUGCUUUGACAAUGAAUUACAGAAUUAAAAUUAUUUCCAUAAUUAACUAAUGGUUGGCUAAUGAUAGGAAAACUUGUAAAAAUACUGUCAAUAGUUAAGCAUUAGUGUUUU
Mangifera indica (mango) is the source of this 1515-nucleotide messenger RNA. RefSeq names its product transcription repressor OFP5-like. The transcript has a single exon. The record is from RefSeq and is a predicted model, not a curated record. Bases 197 to 1432 code for a protein of 411 amino acids. NCBI's taxonomy places the organism in Eukaryota, Viridiplantae, Streptophyta, Magnoliopsida, Sapindales, Anacardiaceae. Gene Ontology annotation, biological process: negative regulation of DNA-templated transcription.